UCAGUGUGUCAUUUUCCUUAACAAAAAUAUAAAAUAAAUUUUCACUUUUUAUUCAGAGAAUUCUUUAAUAUAUAAACACUAUAUUUUUUAAUUAAAAUGAAAUAAAAUUGCAACAAAUCAAAAGUAUUUGAUUUUUGUUAAAUGCUGUACAUCAUGAAACGCGAAUUGUUUGCUCGAGCAGGUAGAAGUCGCUUUCUGAUUGGGAUUGGCAUUUUUAUAAUUACUAUUGGAUUCUUGGUAAUUUUCAAUAACUCACAACAACAGUUGGAUGAAAGCCGUAUUCUAAGAUUAAGGUGCGAGCAGCAACAUGAUGCUUUAAAUGCUCGUUUACAAGCAAUAAUUGAUCACAAAUUUAGCCUAGAAAAAAACUUAGAAAAAGAACGAAAAGAGCACUUAGAAACUAAAAAAUUUUUAGAAUUGAAAGUUAAAGCUGCAAAAGAAAAUUCCGUAAAACAGACGCAAGACUCGAGUGCGCGGUUCGACUCAUUGCAACAACAUUAUAAAUUGUUACAAAGCGAGCAUAAUGACUUAGUUGAAGAUUGUGCCAAAACUAAAAAAAAUCAACUUGAGCAAAUUAAUAUGCUAGAGCGCAAAGUAAAAUCAUUGCAAAACCAAAAUCAAUUAACGAAAACUAAUAAAGAAAAAGAAAUUGAAGAAUGGAAGCUUAAAUAUCAAACAUUACAACAUGAAAAAGAACGGCUGGAUAUACUUUUGAAAACAACGCGUUCAUCUGAAAGUUGUCAAAAACAAAAUGAACAUUUUCAAACCAUCAUCAAGGAUUAUAAAGCUAAUUGCGAUUAUCAGCCUAUUGAAAAGUUAGGGCCGUCGGUGCCAGCUGUUUUACCGAUCCCGGCAGCGAUAUCUUCUCACCAGCAUAACCAUUUUAUAGCAUCAAAUGAAAAAUUUGACAAAGACACAAUUAAUAAGGUUGAAAAAUCUUUUAAGGAACAACAGAUUGUGAGCGAAAAUCUUUAUAAAAUUCCGAUAAUCAUUACUAACAAAACUUAUGCCACUACUACUAGUACCACUAUAGCUCCGCUUAUAUUAAAUACACCCUUAAAUACUAAUAAAUUAGAAAAUUUGGCUGAGGACAGUUAUAAAAAAACGCUUGAUAGUCCUAUUAGUUAUAUUUUAAAUAGUUUUAAAUAUAAAGGUAAAGUAGGAGUGGAUUCAGCUAUAAUUAACUCUGUUGAAAAUUUUCAGAUAGCACCAAAACCUUUAAUUGAAUCUUCCGCUGAUAAUGAUGCGAAAAAUAAUAAAAAUAGUCCCAAUAACGCUGGUUUUCAACAACCUCCACCUCUGAAUAUGCCUGUUGGAUCUUCAUCUACGUCUACACAAUCCGGCAUUAAGAAUGAAAAACGUGCUUUAUCUGUGGCAAGUUUGUCUAGUCAAAAGGGUCUUCUGGGUGGGAGUACUUCAAGUAGUACAACAACUGCAAGUAAUCGGCUUAAAGAACCUGGCGUUCAUCCCAUAAAAGUAAAGCAAUUACCAAAAGGUGUAGCACCAGUUCCUGAAAAUUUUGAUGUUCUUUUAAAGAACAAUCAAGAUGAAAGUGACCCAUUGAAGGAUAAAACGAAGAAAGUAAGUGAUGAAGAAACAAAUGGAGAUGAUAAUGCGGGUGGAGAAACGAAAGAUACUGGUGAUUUAAAUGGGGCAAAUAAUCGAUACGCAAAUGUCGUUGACGAUUUUCCAAAUGCUGGUGUUGGACCAGAACCUGACUCAAAUAAAAAAGAUGAAGAAGAUAAUGCUGCUCAUGAAAUGAAAGACACGGAUUUUGGUGAAGAGGGAAAGGAUCAUUUACAACAGGCUUUAGAUAAUGUAAAUAAUGCCGCUGAAGAUGACAAUCAAAAUAACUUUUAUGAUACAAAAGUUGGUCACCAAAACAAAAAACAUGAUGGUUUAGAUUUGAUUGACAAUAUGGUAGAUGGCGAAAGUGAUAUAAUUGGUCAUUUACAUCAAAGUCGGAACAAACAUGAUCAUGGUGUUGGUAAUAAAGAUGAGGGAAUUUUAAAUGCGAAUGAUAAAUUAAUUAAUGAAGUUGUUGGGGAUCAAGGAAAAGAGCAAGCUUUUCCAGACGGAAUGCAUUUAGAAGAACAAAAUGAAGAAGACGAAGAUGAAGAUGAUUAUUCUAUGUUAGCAGCAAGAAAGCUUGUUGGAGCGGCAAUACGAAAUUAAAAAAAAAAAUAGUUGUUAAAAUCUCCAUGAAUUUAACUGUAAGAAUUUGUUUAACAAAUUUUAAUUCGGUAAUGAAAAUUAAUAUUUUGUAAAUAUUUUCUAUAUAAGAUAGAAUCCUUAUAAUUAUUUUUUAAAAUAUAAAAGAUAAUGGUAGAAAAGAAAAGUAAAUUGAAAGAAAUCAAUAUUUUAUAUGAUUCAUGAGCAAUUUAGGAAAUUUUAAAUUGAAAAAUAAUUUUUUUUAUGGUCUCUUCAAAUUGGUAUUAUUUUCAUUUAACAAUUUUCAUCUAACUUUCUAUAUGUGAGAGAUUUCGGUUUUCUGUGAUAUUAUUAUUUAUUUUACAUAUGUUUUAAAAUAAUGUAAAAAAGAAUUUGUAACAUGGUUUGUCCUUUUGUAUACAUGUGCUUUUAAAUUAAUUUUAUUUACCAUUUUAUUUUAAUUUAUUAAAUUCACAUUUUUUUUUAAUCGCACUUUUCUGAAAGUAUAAAAAUAAAAAGAGGAACAAAAAAACGUAUAAACUAAAAAUUGUUUUUAGGACUUAAAUUUCGGUAAUAGCUAUUUGUUGUAAUAAAGAUAGACUUUUGAGGAAAUCGUUAGAUACGCACAAAUAUACAAAUUUUAAAAUCUAUUCUAAUAUUGUUUCACUUUAUUUAUUUCUCCAAAUAUUCUUCAAAAUUAAUGAUUUCAUCUUGUAUUAUAGGCUAAAUAAUUUUUUUUUCUUAAUUUUUCUUAAUUUAAAAGGUAAGUCUAAGAAGUAUCUAAUUUUCAAAUUGUGUUUGUUUUUGAUACUAUAUUCUCUUAACUAUUACAGAAUCAAAAAUUAAAUAUUUAUAUAUAUAUUUGGUGUAUUACAAU
Condylostylus longicornis is the source of this 3028-nucleotide messenger RNA. RefSeq lists its product as uncharacterized. Gene Ontology annotation, cellular component: Golgi membrane; Golgi apparatus. The transcript has 5 exons. NCBI's taxonomy places the organism in Eukaryota, Metazoa, Arthropoda, Insecta, Diptera, Dolichopodidae. The record is from RefSeq and is a predicted model, not a curated record. The coding region runs from base 142 to 2175 and encodes 677 amino acids.